Molecule: messenger RNA, 1870 nt
Organism: Klebsormidium nitens
Lineage: Eukaryota; Viridiplantae; Streptophyta; Klebsormidiophyceae; Klebsormidiales; Klebsormidiaceae
Source: the annotation of a GenBank genome assembly
ACUGUCCAGUCUCUUGAGUCUUGUCCUGUGUCAAGCGACUCAGAAAUCGACUUUUCACCAAUGGCAAAGUUCUGCGAGUCUUCAAGUUCUGCUUUGGCUCCUUGCAUCUUUUGAAGUUUGAAGCUCGUCAGACUUGAGCCGCGCUGCCAGUGCCAGAGCGGAAGCUCGAAGGAGGUACUUGAGCAGCAGUGGUGUUCUAAAGGAGAGAUUGGUAUGGCUGUUGAGGGUGAUGCGAAAAAUGAAGCAGGUGCAGAGUCUGAGAGGCCUGCCAAACGUGCCCGCUUCAAUUGGAUUGGUUCAGAGAGUCACGGGCUGGACAAACCGCAGGUGGAGCGGUACAGCAGGCAGCUCCUGGUGCCAGCAUUUGGAGUGGCAGGGCAGGGCACGCUGUGCUGUGCGUCCAUCCUAGUUGUAGGCGCAGGUGGCUUGGGCUCCCCUGUCCUGCUGUACCUGGCGGCAGCGGGGGUGGGCACGCUGGGCAUUGCGGAUGAUGACGUGGUGGAGCAGAGCAACCUGCACAGACAGGUCAUUCACACAGAGGCAGCCGCAGAGGCGGGCAACCCAAAGACGACCUCUGCAAAGGAGGCAUGCCAAAGAAUCAACUCGUCGAUUAAGGUUGUUGAGCAUAGAACGAGGUUCACGGCAGCCAAUGCCCUCGACCUGGUGCGCCCUUACGACGUGAUUGUGGACGCAUCUGACAAUGUUGCCACGCGCUACGUUGUGAAUGAUGCCUGUGUCGUAGCUGGCAAGCCCCUGGUGUCCGGCGCUGCGCUGGGCAUGGAGGGCCAGCUGGCAGUGUACCACGACCGGCCGGGCGCCCCCUGCUACCGCUGCAUGUUCCCGGUUCCCCCAGUGGGCGCGCGCCGCUGCGCAGAUGCUGGAGUGCUGGGCGUCGUGCCGGGCAUCAUCGGCAGCUUGCAGGCUCUGGAGGCCAUCAAGGUGGCCACCGGGAUCGGCGAGCCGCUGAGCGCGCGCAUGCUCAUCUUCGACGCCCUCACCACCAGGCUGCAGACGGUCAAGUUGCGUGGGCGUUCCGCCACGUGCGCCGCCUGUGGUGACCAGCCCACCAUCACCGCUGAGACGCUGCCCAGCUUCGACUACGCACACUUUGUUUCAGCAGAUACGGAUCCCUCCCCGUUGCCCGUGCUGUCAGCUGCGGAGAGCGUGUCGUGCGCCGCGUACAAGGCGCGCGUUGUGGACGCGGGGCGGCCGCACGUGGUGGUGGACGUGCGGGAGGCGCACCAGUUCGCCAUCGCGGCGCUGCCGGGGGCGAUCAGCAUCCCGCUCAAACACCUCGUGAAUCGCAUUGCCGACGUGCAGGCUGCCGUGGCAGAAGCCGCGGCCAGGUGCCCGGCGGAGAGCGCGGCGCCCGACGUGUACGUGGUGUGCAGACGGGGAAACGACUCGAAGAUCGGCACACGGCUGCUGCGGCAGAAGGGCAUUGGCAAUGCGUUCAACCUCACGGGUGGCGUGGUGGCAUGGGCGGACGAGAUCGAUCCGAGUUUUCCAACCUACUGAGAACACGUGUGCAGAAAUUUUCGGCAGAUGGGUUUGAUGAGACUUCUGUUUGGCAACGAUCUUCUGUGGUCGGACUGAACAGCCGCCGGGCGCUCAUUCGGGGGACCUUCUCGCAUCAUUGGAUAAAAAAGCUCAUGCCUCGCAAAAAUAUUGCGACAGGCCUCAUAAGAACUUAUGUGAUUAUGCUCGACGGACCUGUACCAAGACUGGUGACCCACACUCAAGCACCAGGUGACGGUGCCGCAAGGACCAUCGCGUGUUAUGUAGUGACGUUGCAUAUCAAAGGCCGGUUGAUUGCUGUGUACUCAUCCGGACAUCAUUUGCAACGCCUUGUCAAUGAGAUUUAGACCAA